GCCAGUAUUCUUGCUAAAUGGCUCAUAGGGGACGAAAGCCUGUACUGGUCCCAGGGCCAAUCCUACCACCAAGUACCACUCUACGUACACCUGAGCUUUUGAAACUCCUUUUUUUUUUCACAUGACAAAGGAUGCCAAAACACAAUACUUGGGAGAUACCAGUGAGAACGAAACCGACGCCAUGCUACAAAACGGCACCGAGAUGGUAUCAAAUGACACCAACGGCGAUGCACCUUCGCAAAUCGCCGUCCCCUCCUGGAUCAACGGCAUCGAGGAGACCGGCCCCUCAACCUUCGACGUAAUAAGCCCCUACACCAACACCACCUGCUGGACCAGCACCUCUGCCACCCCCUCCGACGCCCUGCGCGCCGUCGACGCCGCAUCCGCCGCCUUCCCCGCCUGGUCAGCGACCAAGCCCACCGCGCGGCGCGACAUCCUCCUCCGCGCAGCCGACCUCCUCGAGGAGCGCACCGAGGCCAAUGCCGAAAUUAUGCGGACGGAGAUGGGUGCCGACGUAGGCGCCUCGCAGUUCUUCGUCGUGCCCCUCGCUAUCAAGAUGCUCCGCGACGUCGCAGGUCGCAUUACCUCCGUCUGCGGCAGCGUGCCCACUGUGGAAGAGGAGGGCCAGAGCGCCAUCGUGUAUAAGGAGCCCAUGGGUGUCAUCCUCGGGAUAGUACCUUGGAACGCGCCCUACGUCUUUGGCAUCCGCUCCGCCGCCACCGCCCUCGCCGGCGGUAACACCACAGUGCUGAAAUCGUCCGACCUCUCCCCGCGCUGCUACUGGGCCAUUGGAUGCGCAUUCGCCGACGCGGGCCUCCCCGCCGGCUGCCUGAACAUCGUCUCCUGCCGCCCUGCCGACGCGCCCGCUGUCGUCAACGCUAUGAUUGCGCAUCCUGCUGUACGCAAGAUCAACUUCACAGGCAGCACCUCGGUCGGGCGUCGCAUCGCAAAGGAAGCGGGGAUGCAGCUGAAGCCCUGCCUGAUGGAGCUAGGCGGGAAGAACAGCGCCAUUGUAUGCGAAGAUGCUAACCUCGACAUCGCCGUGCAAUCCGUCAUCGCAGGGGCCUUCUUAAACUCCGGCCAAAUCUGCAUGUCCACCGACCGCAUCAUCCUCCACUCCGCCAUCGCCCCCGCGUUCCUCGCAGCCCUCAAAUCAGCGCUCUCCUCCGCCCCGCCAUCUGACGCCCCCACCCUCGUCUCCGCGGCCUCAAAAGCACGCGUCCAAGCCCUUGUCACGUCCUCCCUCGCCGCCGGCGCGCACCUCAUCCACGGCUCCGUCGACGCCGCCGAAUUGGACGAAAAGGCAUCGAGUAUACGCCUUGCACCUGUCGUCGUCGGCGGCGCAGGCGACGAGGAUCCCCUCUGGCUAGAUGAGUCGUUCGCGUCGCUCGCGGCGUGCAGAGUGGUGUCGUCUGACGAGGAGGCGGUGGAGGUCGCGAACAGUGGGGGCUAUGGGCUUUCGGCUGCUGUAUUCACUGAGGACUUGAGGAGGGGGUUUAGGCUUGCGAAGAAGCUGGAAUCGGGGUGA
This is a messenger RNA of Pseudogymnoascus destructans, 1528 nucleotides long. RefSeq lists its product as uncharacterized. NCBI's taxonomy places the organism in Eukaryota, Fungi, Ascomycota, Leotiomycetes, Thelebolales, Thelebolaceae. Gene Ontology annotation, molecular function: succinate-semialdehyde dehydrogenase (NAD+) activity. The transcript has 3 exons. The coding region runs from base 122 to 1528 and encodes 468 amino acids. The record is from RefSeq and is a predicted model, not a curated record.